CCACCGCCAUAAUGUCACUCAAAACAAUCUGGCAGCAAUUCUUCCCAUCCGCGCCACCCACCUUCACCGAGGCGGACCUCGCGCCCGGCAGCCAAGCGGGCAAAGUCUUCAUCGUAACGGGCGCCAAUUCGGGCAUCGGGAAAGAGCUCGCCAAAUUCCUCUACCCCACCGGCGCGACCAUCUACCUCGCCGGCCGGUCCGAGGAACGUAUCGCCAAGGCCAUUGCCGAGAUCGAGGCCACCGCACCCGCCACAAACACCAAGGGAACUCUCAAAUCGCUCCAUGGACUCGACUUCAGCGAUCUGCGCACCGUCAAGCCAGCCGUCGAGGCCUUCGCAGCCCAGGAGAAGACGCUGCACGUGAUAUGGAACAACGCCGCCAUGGGCUGCGUGCCGGGGUCGUCGACGCCACAGGGCCUUGAAGCGCACAUGGGCGCCAACGCAGUCGGACCAUUUCUAUUCACCAGCUUACUUCUGCCGUUUCUGCGCGCUGGCGCAAAGAGCGCCGGCCGCGCGUCGCGCGUCGUCUGGACCGGGUCUGUCCAGAUCGAGAUGAACGCGCCGCCGGGCGGGAUCGACUUUCCGCGCCUCAAUGGCGGCAAGACCGUCACGCAGUAUGUGGAUUACGCGGCGUCGAAGUGCGGGAACCUCUUCCUUGCGCAUGAAGCCGCGGCGAGGUGGGGCGGGGAGGACAUUAUCAGCGUGUGCCAGAAUCCAGGGAACUUGUACACGGCCAUCUAUGCAGGCGAACACUGGCUGUUCGUGCUUUUCUUGCGGAAAUUCGUGCUCUACGACGCCAAAUACGGCGCCUACACGAUGAUGUUUGCGGGCUUCUCGGACAGGAUCACGGCGGCGCAGAAUGGGUGCUACAUCUGGCCGUUUGGCGUCAUCAAGCCUAAUUCGCGGGAGGAUGUGUACAAGGCGAUCGGCGAGGGGAAGGCGGCGCAGUUCUGGGAGUGGUGCGAGGAGAAAGUGAAGCCGUUCAUGUAAUUCUAGCUAGUGUACUGUACAAUACAACUACCAUCUUAUCA
Messenger RNA from Mytilinidion resinicola, 1030 nucleotides. RefSeq names its product NAD(P)-binding protein. The transcript has a single exon. The coding region runs from base 12 to 989 and encodes 325 amino acids. Lineage: Eukaryota; Fungi; Ascomycota; Dothideomycetes; Mytilinidiales; Mytilinidiaceae. The record is from RefSeq and is a predicted model, not a curated record.